Molecule: messenger RNA, 1752 nt
Organism: Debaryomyces hansenii CBS767
Lineage: Eukaryota; Fungi; Ascomycota; Pichiomycetes; Serinales; Debaryomycetaceae
Gene: BRF1
Product: transcription factor TFIIIB subunit
Exons: 1
Coding region: 1-1752 (583 amino acids)
Biological process (GO): transcription by RNA polymerase III; DNA-templated transcription initiation; transcription preinitiation complex assembly
Cellular component (GO): transcription preinitiation complex; transcription factor TFIIIB complex; nucleus
Molecular function (GO): RNA polymerase III type 3 promoter sequence-specific DNA binding; RNA polymerase III general transcription initiation factor activity; TBP-class protein binding
Source: RefSeq, a predicted model, not a curated record
AUGAAGAACUCAAAGAAAAAUGCGUGCCCAAAUUGCGGCCACACAAAUUUUACAGUGGACAGAUAUACGGCAGCGGGAGAUAUUUCAUGUUCAAGAUGUGGAACAGUCCAGGUGGAAAACCCGAUUGUUAGUGAGGUACAGUUCGGGGAAUCGUCAUCGGGAGCGGCGAUGGUCCAGGGGGCUAUGGUUGGUGCAGAUCAAGCUAGAGCUACGUUUAACGGCAGACAAAAUGCGAUGGAAAGUAGGGAACAAACGUUAGCGAACGGAAAAAAGAAGAUUAGAAGGAUUGCAACAGCUUUAAAAAUACCCGAUUAUAUUGCAGAUGCAGCAGGUGCAUGGUUCAGAUUAGCAUUAACCAACAAUUUUGUUCAGGGUAGGAGAUCGCAGAAUGUUCUUGCAGCUUGUUUGUAUGUUGCAUGUAGAAAGGAAAAAACGCAUCAUAUGUUGAUAGACUUUAGUUCACGUUUGCAAAUUUCAGUAUAUUCGUUAGGUGCAACAUUUUUGAAGAUGGUUAAAACGUUACAUAUAACGUCGUUGCCGUUGGCAGACCCGUCCCUUUUCAUUCAACAUUUCGCUGAGAAACUAAACUUUCGUGAUCAAAACAGUAAAGUUAUUAAGGAUGCAGUGAAGUUAGCGCAGAGAAUGGCAAAUGAUUGGAUCCAUGAAGGUAGACGUCCUGCAGGGGUGGCAGGGGCUUGUGUUUUAUUAGCAGCUAGAAUGAAUAAUUUCAGAAGAACACAUGCGGAAAUAGUUGCAGUAGCGCAUGUUGCAGAAGAAACUUUGCAACGUAGAUUGAAUGAAUUCAAGAAGACCAAAUCUGGUGAGUUGACAGUUGAAUCAUUUAGGGAGUCCCUAGAUACCGAAGUUUCCAAUCCGCCAUCAUUUGAUAGAAAUCGUGAUUUGGAGUUGAAGUUAGCCAAACAAUUAAAAGAUAAAGAAGCCGCAUUAAAGAAGUUUGAAGAAUUAGCUAAAAGUAGGGACAACACACCCGAUUAUGACAGUGACGAUGUCUCUGAGGAAGGAUCAACAAGAAAGCAAGACUUACAGGAUAUAAUAGAAGAUAGUCGACUCAAAAAUCAGCAAUCUAAAAAGGAUAAACUUUUGAAGACAAUUUUGAAGGAUUGCGAUUUACUGGAAAAUGAAAUAUCAGAGCAAUUAGCCAGAAUUAUUCAAAAUCAAAAAAAAAGCUUACAAAACUCCAUGUAUAUGAUACCAUCCGAAUUACAAAGAACUACAGACGAAGAAGAAAAAAUUGAUCUAGACAAACCUCGUAAUUUGGUAAAGAAUUUACCCAAGACCCAGGACUUACUAUCCAAGAUAUCGUCAGACCCUAAGGAAUUCGACGACCUUGAUGAUUCAGAAUUGGAUCAUUUCUUAUUGACAGAGGAUGAAUAUAAACUCAAAGAAAGGUUAUGGACCGGUUUAAACCACGACUUUAUUGUUGCCCAGGAGAAGAAGCGCUUAAAACAAGAAACAGAUGAGUUAACUGGUAAUACCUCAGGUGCAAAUCGCAAGAAACGUCGCCAAGGCAAAAAUUCAGGCGUCGAAGGUAUUGACGGUGAUUUUGUUAAUGAAAUGGGUAUUAAUGAUGCGUUAACAGGCAUAGGUGUUGACGAAGCCACCGGUGAACCAUUAACUGCGGCUGAUAGCGCAAAAAGAAUGCUUUCAAAGAAGUCAUUCUCGAAGAAGAUCAACUAUGCAACACUUGGUGAUUUGUUUGAUGAUAAUAAGGCUGGUAAAAUUGGGAUAUAG